GGAAUUGAACGAAUUCCUAUGGAAAAAGAACGUUAACAUCACUGCUCAAUGCCGCAGCAUAAAUUAUCACUAUUCACUAUCGGCUAAACAGCAACCGCAGUCAUUUCUGCUACCGUGUUAGAAGCAACAACAUCGACAGUAUCGUAGUGACGGUAGCUUAAAGAACAGUGAAAGCAGUAGUGAAAGCCACAAUAACCCGAUUUAACCAAAUUUAAACGACCUGUUAUUUUUGGUGGUUCACAAAAUUAAAAACGUUCCAUUUUUACUUGGAUCAGGGUUUUUGAUUGCAAACAUUUCACCGUAGAGAACACCGAGGUAUUUCGGAUGGCUUACGGCGGCGCUCUCAGCCUCACCACCACGCUUUUUAUGAUUGCUGGUUACUAUUUAGCUCUAAAAACCCAGGUUAGUGGAUAUAUUAUAUUUUUAUUUUGUUUUAUUUUUAUUUUCAAACGAGCAUGUCGAAUUAAAAAUGCAAAGUACAUACUUAGUAUAGAUUUUUAAAUAAUUAUAUAAUUUCAUUUUAACAUAACGAGGGAGGCAAACCAUUGGAACAUUUCAAAAUAAAUUAGAUUAUAAACGUGGAAUAGAAAAGAGAAUAGACUUACGAAUGUGACGUGGAGGUAUACGGAAGCUUAUUUUUUUUGAUCCUGUACUGCAUAGCAGAUAAUAAAAUCUAUAGAUACUAUAUAAAUUAAUAAUUAAUGUCACUAAAUAUUAAAAUAUUUAACAUUAGGAUAGGUAAAUUUAUAUAAUUUGUUUCUGUACACAAUAUAACAAACUUUCUUACUCGCCAACUAGACAAAAAUUAAUUACAGAAAAGAUUCUACUCUUGAUAUUUGGAACAAGAUUUCUGGUAAAAAACCAUAAUCGAAUAAAUUUAAAAUAAUGAAAUCAUUAACGCCAUAAAUUUGUCAAUUUUUCUUUUAUGUUUUUUUCUGGUUUUUUCGAAUUAUUAUGAAGACCACUUGAACAAGAAAUCUCUUCAAUGCACCAACUAGCAAUUAUUCUCCAAUAUGCAACAAAAAAUUUCUUUUGUAUUUUUUUGAUUGGAGUAAAGUUUCUGGAAAAAAGUUUUGCAGACAAAAAAAAAUUGUGUAUAAGAAAUCAAUAAUAAUAGUAAUAUCAAUAUAUUUCUGAAAUAGUAAAAACAUAUUUACAAUAAAAAAGAAAAUUUAUUUCUACAUUAUCUUAUCAUAUUUCUCGCUACUCCCAUUCAUGAUCCAUGUACCUAGCCGUUCAAAGUAAAAGAUGCUUUAUUAAUUUGUAUUUAGUAAUUAAUUUUUGAAUUAUGAUAUAAAUAGAGCAUACUAAAUCAAAAUAAAAAUAAAUUCUUCACUCAGCUCAGAAUCUUAAAAGUAAUUAUAAAUAAUUAAGCUUUAAUUAUUUUUUUAUGUUUUCGUAAAAAACUUUAAAAAAUAACUUUUUAUUUUUUUAUGUUUUAAAAAUUUAAAGAUAUUCGUUUUAUAAAGUUUAUUAUUCUGAACAUUUUGGUGAAUCAACCUUUUGUUUUCAUUAAAUUCAUGAUUUUUAAUAGUUUUUUAAAGUUCGGAGAAAAAUAGUGUAGUCAGUUCAAUUAGCUAUAACAAUAAUAAUUAAUUAGCGAAUGUGAUUACAGUCUGCUGCAUAAUUAUCAUAGGUACUUUUCUUUGAAUUUUAAAAAUUAUUGAAAAUCAUACAUUUCAUGAAAAUAAAAUGUUGAAACGUUAACAUUUUCAGAAGAACAAACUCUGAAAAAGCUAAAGCUUCAAAUUUUUCAAAGUAUACAUUACAUUACAAAAUAAUUAAAUAAAAAUGUAUCUUUUUUAGUUUUUUUACCAAAAUAUAUAAAAUUAAUUUAAAUAUAAUUGUAGCACUUAUUCCUGUGAGCAAUAAAAAAAAAAAAAACAGAAUUUGAUUUCCUUUAUUAUCUAUGGAGAUAUUACAAUGGGUGUAUUUGCAUGGGAAAACCACGAAUAUAUUAUACAUACACGAAAAAAAUGUUUAAGAUUUAUUCAUAACUGAUUUUUAAUUUCAUUAACUAAAAUAUAGAAGAUUCCAAAAAGUGAGAGAAUUAUGUCCUCUGUUAUAUUUUUUGUAUGGCUGAAUCAAUAAUAUUACAAAUUACUGUUUUAACAACAUAAAGUAAUAUUAGUUAUAUACGUACAUAAUGAAAUUAACGGUUUACUAAUAAUGGUGACCCAUAGUUUGUAAUAUUUUAAUAAAUUUAUACCACAAUCGUUGAAAAUUUAAAACAUUAUUAAUAUAGGAUAAGAAGAUAAUUUUUUUGUAAUGUUUAAAUUGAAAUAUAGUAACUUAAGUGACUCUUAUAAUAGAUUUUCUUGAAAAAUAAAAUAUGCAAACCUAUGCGAUGCAUGUCCGUGUAUAAUAUAAUUUAAAAAAAUGGAACAAAUAUUGAAUAAUUAUAAGUUAUUAUUGUAUGUUACAUAUAAAUGUGGAUUAUAUAUUUAUAAUAAUUAAUUGCUAAUGCCUAUAUACAUAUAUUUUUUUAUAAUUAUAAAAUGUUCAUAUUACACAAUACCUACAUACUUGGAACUAUAAAUAUCUAAUUCAUAAAGUGCGGUAAUAUAAAAUGCUUAAAAUAAAUUAUGUUGUUCGUUCGUGUAUUCUCAAGUCGAACAUUGUUUAUAAACAUCAAUUAUCCAUUAUUUGAAGAAGGUAUGUCAGUAUUCAGCAAGUAAAGUAGAAUAACAUAUUAUUAUUUUCAUUUAAUCAUCAGAAUUAUAAUUAUUAAUACAGUUUUUGAAUAGAUAAAAAUGUUUUUCUCUUAUUUUCUAUAAAUCGUAAAUAAUUUUGACAUUUCGACAUUUUUUCCUUAACGAGUAUAUUUAUUAUGUUUAUUUAGAUAUCACAUAUGGAAUUUAUAUUAAGAAAAGUUUUGAAUAAGUUAUGCUAUACUUGAUUUGUUUAUCAGAGAGAUAGGUAAUGGGUUUACAGUUAACUGUUUACUUAACUCUCUGUUAUAGGCUGUAACCUAAUAUAGAGAUUUUCUUAGUUUUUAUAACGUAAUAUAUCUCUAUUCAUAAUUAUUAUUUAAAAUAACAAUCACGAUAAUAUUUUAUUAAUACAUAAGAAUAAUAGUGAUAAAAAUCAAAAUGUUUAAUAUUCUAUGCCGAGGUACCGCUUGAGUAAUGACUGUAAAUAUUAUCAAUCAAUUUUAGUUUGUUUUAUUUUUAUAAAAAUCAACUUUAUCAUAAUUAUUUAAUUUUAUUAUUUUACUAUCUAGCAUAGAGGCUUUUGAUAUAUUUAUAUAGCACUUUUACAAACAAAAAAAAAAACAUACGUCACACAAUAGGUGGCUACUGUUGUAGGUGAAAAGUUGAAAAGGUAGGAUAUAGAGGAUAUAUAUCAAAGGAUAUAGAGAUUACAUUAUGAAAGCUGCUAAAAAAAAAAAAAUAAAAAUACCUCCCUAAAGUACCGCCUAGAUAAAAUUUCUUUUCAGAAAAAAUACUACACUUGAAAACGAGAGCAAGAUUUCUGGUAGAAAAGUUGUUCACAGAUAAAAAAAAAAAAAGAAAAACAAUUUUAUUGUAAAACCAAUACAUUCCUCACUAUGCUCCGAAUCUAAAAAAAAAAAACAAAUAUAUGGUCACUUAAUAUUAGUCAUAAAAAUCAUUGUAAACAAAACAUAUAUCGCUGUAGGUUGUACCUUGUUUUUUAUUUUUUUAUUUUUUUUGUUUUUAUUUUGUGUCUAACUAAAACAAGACCAAGGGCAUGGAAUUGUUAUUGUUUAAACUUAAAAAGUUCAAACUUUCAAUCGGAUAAAUAGUAUAAUAUUUAACUACAUAUAUUGAUUUAAAUAUAUAAUAUUUUUACUAUUAAUGGUUUAAACAUUCAAGAUUGAAGAUAUUUUAUUAAAAUCGAUUACAAUUAAAGUAAAUUAGUUCUAAAUCAACCUAAAAAUAAAAUAAAUCUUAGAAACAAUUCAAUAUUUUUUUUAUUUAUCUAAAAACCUAGAUGAAAGUGUAAGGAAAAAUAGGGUAAACGUUUUUCGAAUUUCCCACUGUAGUGACACAUUUUUCACUCAAAAUUUAUAUUCCCUUUAUACAAUUACCAUUUCUGAAUUCCUCUCAUUUUCAAAUUGUUUUUAAAUUUCAUUAUUUAACACUAUAAUAAGUUAUUUCAAUUUCUGUAUCAUAAUAUUAUAAUAAUUAUUUUAGAAUGGCAUUGGCCUGAAUGUGUAGCAAUAAAUGACAACAGUCAAUGAAAAUAAGUACCUAAUAUCAAAUCCAUGUCCAUAUUAUUGUUUAUUCGAAUUGGGUGAUUAAUACUUCAUGAUAGUAAAACUAUAUACAAAAUACUUAUUUAAAAAAUAAUGAUAAUGUAAAGGUUAUAAUAUGUUUUCAAAUGGUAACGUCUAUUAAAAAUUCCAUAAAUAGAUGGAGUUUAAAUGUAUUUUGGUGUUAUUAGGACCUGUUGGGCGAUUUUGGCUAAUCGUGUAGCUCAUUGUGGUUUCUGACCUUUUCCCCGAAUUUCUAAACAGCAUUUUUUCCGAAUGGAAUACUUCCGAAAUUGUAAAUUUCCCAAAUAUAUUUUUUUACCCAACAUAUUUCCCGAUUAUUAUUACUUCCCGAUAUAUUUAACCCCAAAAAAAAAAAAAAAAAACAUUUGUAUUGAUGUACAUUAUUAUUAUAUAAAUCAUUAACAUAUAGCAUUAACUUAUAGCAACGUUUAUACGUAUAUAUUCUGUUUGUAAAUAAUUUUAUCCCAGUGACAUUGAAGUAGGUUGGAAGUUUCCUCCUGGUUCAAAGCACAUGGAGACAUCGGAUAAACAUAUCAUUUUGCCUUUCCCUCAAUAAAAUAUAGACAAAACUUUAUAACUAACAAAAACAAAUAUUUAAGUUUAAUUUUCAUUAAUAAUAUUUAUUCAUAACACGAGGGAUUUAUUUAACCCUUCAUAAAUAAAUACAUUUGGGAAAAAUUUAAAAUAAACACUAUUUCAUUAUUUUAUAACAUAACUAAUAGUAUGGUUUAAAAAAACCAGUCGAAAUUAUAUACCGGUAAUCGUUUAAUUUACAGUCAAAGAUCGCCAAACAUGUUUAAGACUUAGAAACCAAAAUUAUAGUUUGAAUUUAGUAACUAGACACCACCAUUAAAACACCCUAUAAUUUAUAAUUAUAGUUCAUGGUGUAAAAUGUAAUUUUGAUAACUAGGGAUGGAGAACAAUGAUAAAUCAGGUAUAAUUUUUAUAAUCAGUGAGCCUCUCAUAAAACGUAAUGCAUACACUAUACGUAACACCAUAAAUUACAUUAAUAUAACUUUCAUACAUACUUCACAACAUCGUAAUAUUUCGAUUUAUACGUACAAUGUAUAAUAUCUACUAUAUUCAUACCUCGUAAUAUAUAUUUAGUUUAUAUAGUCCACAUUGAAAACGUGUUAUUAUGCUAAUAACAAGAUUUGAUAAAAACGUGUACUGCAAUUAAAAUGAAAUGCUUUCUACAGGUGUGUUCACAACUCAUGCCAGUGUCUUAUAAAAUACUAUUUUCUAAUUAGCUCAUCAAACAAUUAUACAUGUUUUAAAGGGCUGCCGUAUUUACGAUUUUCGUAAAACUUUGAUAUUAAAAUUUCUUAUAAAAAAAAACGAAUGCAUUAAGCCCAAUUUAUUUUUUAGACUACUAAGUUCAACUUAUAAUGUACCUUGUGUUAAACUUUAAAGCAUUUAUCUUAAAACAUAUAAUUUUAAUAAUAGAUACCUGCCAAAUAAAAAUACACAUAUAAAUACGAAAAUAUCAAAUAUCUAUAAAUAGCCUUAAAAUAGCUAUAACGUUUUGAAAAUUUUAUUAUAUCUACAAUAGGCCAAUAUACAGGCUGUCCCGCGAAGAUAUAUCCAUUUAAUAUCUCAGGAGGUAUUAAAGAUAAUAAAAUUCUGAUUUUUUUAUAUUAUUCACAGAGAUGAGGACUAGAAAUAUUUAUUUUUGGAAUACAUUUUUUUUUUAAUAAACUAAUUUAAAAAAUUAACUUUUUAUUUUAUUAUUUUUGGAAAAUUUUAAGACAGCCAUUCUGUAGAGUUUAUUUUUCAAAAAAUUUUAAUGGAUCACACAUUUUUAUCCGAUGAAUAGUUUCUAAGUAACAGCUGUUUUAAUUUCUACUAAUUCAUGUGAAAACCGAUAUUAUCGCGUAAAGGUUACGUACUGCCACAGCGGUAGGGGCGUACCGAAGAGGUUUUUAUUGUGGGGCCAAAGUUAGUAGUUUGGCCAACUCUAAAAAUUGAUCCGAACAACUUGUUUUUGUUAUUUUGUCCAAACCAUUUUAUCGUUAUAGUUAAAAUGUUUUAAUUAUAUAAGUGAAUUAAAAAUUCAAGCUAUAAUACUAAUAGAUUAUAAAAAUACCCAUUACCAUUAAUUAUAAAAAUGUGCAAUAAAAUAAUAAAUACUUAAUAAUAAAAUAUAUAAUUUAAUAUUUUAAUAGAUGGCGCUAGGGCUUGUAGGAAUAAUUAUUAAUGUUUUUGAUUUUGAAUCUUCAUGUAUACAGUUACAAUUUAUUAUGGUAAAAUAUUUAUUUUUAAAAUGGCACAGUAAAAUGCUUUCAUGGUGAAAUAACAAUAGCUUAUUGUGUGUACCACUAAAAAAAAAAACCUCGGUACGUCCCUCAAUAUAAUAUAUUAUCUAUUGGACACUAUAUCUACAAAAUCUUUUUCAGAAGAAAGCAACAUUACAUUGUUUAACCAAAAGUCUUCUUGGGUUGUUCUUGAAUGGUUUUUAAAUAAUUUCAAUUUGCUAAAUGACCUUUCAUUGCCAGCAACGGUUACAGGUGCUGUACACGAUAAAUGGCAUAAUAGAUUGGCCAAAUGACAAAGUAGUUUUCAAAUUAUUAAAUUAGACAAAAUAAAUAAUUUAAUACGACCAUUAAUAUUACGAAGUAUAAUUUAUUAUCUACAUAUAUAUAAAAUAACAUGUCCUUACUGAAAAACGAAUUCAUCAUCGCCUAGCUCAAAUCACUAGACGAAUUGGGCUGAAAUUUGACAUACAGAUAGCUUUUAUGACGUAGGCAAUCGCUAAGAAAAGAUUUUUGAAAAUUCAAACUCUAAGGGGUAAAAUAGGGGUUUUUAGGUAUAUUUUAUAGGAAUAUCUAAUUACUUAUUUAUUUAUUUUUGUUUAUUCAAGGGUUACCUUGGUGUUACGGGUGAUACUUUGGUAGCCACGGAAAAGAAAACUAUUAUAAUUAUUAUUAUUACUAUUAUUUAUACUAUUCAAUUUUUAUGUAGUCAAAAAAGCGGAAUUUCAAUUGACACAAGUAACACUAAUUAUUUUUUCAUAAUUAUAUAUAAUUUUUUGACUGGCACGGCAGCGUUUGCCGGUUUGGAUGUAUCGUUUGUGUAUUCGCCACAAACAUUUUGUGUUACGUGCAAACUAAAUAAAAUGUACAGUAAAUCAGACAACUCGCAUCACAUAAUAAUUUUGAUUACAACACUGAGUCAUGUAAUCUUAAUUACAAUUCGUCACAAUAUUAUACACACUGCUUACAAAAUAUCUCUAUAAUUUUGAAAUCCAUCAGUUGUAGCAUAUAUCUUACAUAAAUAACACAACAUACUGUUUGAAAAAUAAAAUUCUAGUUUGGCAAGGUAUAGUUGAAUGAACUAAUAGUGGUCGCCCGUCCAAGACUUCUGAUGACAAAUUCAAAUGAAUUUCGGUUCAAAUUUUUGUUUUUCAAAUUUCAUUUAAAUAACUUUUUAUUUUAAAAUAGGUACAUUUAAAAAUUGUUUUCCGAUUAUCGGAUUAUCGUUGUAUGUAUUUAUUACUCAUUUAGUUAGUAGGUAUCGUGCUAACUAUCAUCGGCGCUCAUGUGCAAUAAUAUUAUUGACACUCCUAUUAGAAAUAUAUAUUUAAAUCUCUACAAUAAUCGAUCAUAAGUAAAUUUUUAAAAUAUCUCUCGUUGUCAAACGAUAAUGCUUUUCGUUAUACAAGUCGAAUCGGAAACCACUUCUUAAAAGAACGAGAUCGCAUACGUGUACGUAUAGUUAAAGAAAAAAAGAACCAGAGUAUACUAUUAAAAAGGUAUAGGUAUAACCUUGUUAGCGCUUACAUCAUUUACUAUAUUAUUUUACUUUCCUUUUCUGAACUAUACCAUGGUACCUAUAUCGCAGUAUUUUUAUAAAAAAUAAAAAAAACUGAUGAUUAAUAAUAGGUCAUUUUUAUUUAUUUAUGAUUUGUUUUUAUUUUAUUUGAUGUUUAUAAUUUUAAAUAUAAUCAUUUAAGUUUUAACUGAACUUCUCUCAGAAUCGUUGUUCAUUAGCAUUGAUUUUCUUUAUGUAUAGAUAAUACCAAAUAUAGAUAAUGUACAUUUUUACAAAUUUGUUAUAUAUUAAAGUAUUAAUUUAUUAUAUAAAUAUUUAUUGGGUAAUUAAUAUUAAGUUAUAAUAUACUGUGUAGAAGUAUAGUAGAUACCUAAAAAUAUUUAAGUAUUAAUGAUUAUAGUAGGCGUUCGAUUAAGAUAAUAUUUGUAUUUUUUCAUUUUUCAUUUUAGUCGUCCACGCUGUUCUGUAAAGAUGGAGAUUUUAAACAAUUUCUGAUUAAAAAUGUACCUGUUGUCAGAGAAAAAUAUUUACCUUCAAUCUUUUGUUUCAAUGGAUAUGUACACACAGCGGUUGCUAUCCUAUUCAGAGGCAUCACUUUACCUAUCGAUACGGUAAAUUAUGAAAGGUAAUGUUUUUCUGGUGUAUAAUUGUGCCUUGUUAGUACCUAUAUUAUAAGAGGGUCAUUUCUUGAUUUAUUUUAUUUAUAUACAUUGUGUUUACUAAAAAAUAAACGUACAUGUUUUAUUAUUUGAAUAGUUAUUUUCCGUUAAAAUGUUUAUAAAUUUGCGUUUUAUACAUGGUUUUAGUUUAAUAUUUUAUAAUAUUCUACAGGGAAAACCUGAUGUUAAACGAUGGCGGCGAAGUUGCUAUAGAUUGGCGAUAUCCAAAAUCUGAUGGACCACAUAGUUUAAUCACAGUGGUCAUACUACCAGGGAUCACUGGCGAUAGUCAGGUUGAAUACGUCAGGGAAACAGUGAAUGAACUAUUCGAAAAUGGCUAUUGUUCUGUAGUUUUUAAUUACAGAGGCCGAGGAGGUAUGCGACUUAAGGUAAAAUAAACAUAUUCCACAUUUAUAAAUAACAAUAAAAUUAUUAUUUAUUAGCUCUUCCACACAGAUUUAAAAAAUUUGAUUUUAUUUAUCUAAAUUAAUUUUUUAAAAUAUAAUAUUUUAAGAAAUUAAAUCGAGUUUCCCCGCUACUCUUCGUUUCCACCCCAAUCUCUAUUACAGUUGACUAUUGUUGCUCGAUAAUGUAUUUUAGAUUCUAAACGAAGCGUGGAAUAAAUGUGUUUUACAAUUAUGAUUUUUUUUUUCUGUGAUCAACUUUUCUACCAGAUAUUUUGCUUUGAAUUUCAAGUGUAGCACUAUUUCUGAAAGAAAAUUUUCUCAUGGUAGUACUUUAAUGAGGUUAUUUUAUGAUUUUCUCAGGAGUUUCUCAUAAUAAAUGGGAAAAACGGUAAAAUGUAUGAAAAGUAUUAUUUUCAAAUUGUAAAUAUUACGGCCUUUCAAAAUAUGAACUAAAUUCCGUUUAGAAUCGUUAUUUUUUAGUAAUAAUUAAUCUUUGCGUACAGAUAUACAUUAAAUUUCCCCUCUACCUUCUCAACUUCUCACUUACAACAAUGGCCCACCCAUCGUGCGAAGUAUAUCCGUUUGUUUUUUUAACUAUAGUUAUAAAUCGCUGCUUUUAAAAUGAACGCUACCCAUCGAAUAGUGAUUAUUUUUCAUUUAAUUAAGAUUUAUUAUAAUAACUGUUGAUUCUGUCUAUGUAACCGUGUUCAUAAUAUUGAAAACCCCUAAAAAAAUGAGAGAAAUAUGGGGAAAAUACAUUUAACAAAAAAAUUACAGUUUAAGUUUUUGAUAACAAAUUAUAAUACUACAGAUCAUGAUAAAGUCGAUUUUGUCACACUGCAUACUACAGUAGGUUACGCUAUACAAAUAAAGACAAAUUUUUCUUACGAACGUGUUCCUGACUUAAUAAAGUGUAGGGAAACGCUAAAAUCUGUGAUAUCCGCUGAUCUCAAUCCACUUCACUUACGCUCCUCUUCAAUUUAAGCACUAGGGAAGGUGUUUUCUUGGAUUUUAUAAAAUUUAUAUAUAUUAUGUAUUAUUUUAUUUUAUACUCUAUAUGAUAUAAAUAAACAAAUACAUAGACAGACACUUCCUUUUAUUGACAAAGAUUUAUAAUAUUAUUUAUUAAUUAACUUGCGUAUUAUACAAAAAUAGAUAUAUAUUCAGAACUCCAAUAGAUAUUAUGUCUAUUAAAAUAUAAAUAUAUUACGUUAGCAUAGUUAAAAAUUUGGGAGUAAUUAAAUGACGUACAUUUUAUAAUUUUAUAGACUUGAUAGGAGCUUUUAGCAAUCAAUUACUGAUGUCAAAUAUCUUAAUGACUAUAAAGCAAAUUUGUAUACUAGAAUGAAUAUGUAUUUAUUCGGUCUGCUUAAGUUUUGGGCCUUGGAGAAAGACUAUUCGUAUUUAUUAUAAGUUGUGAAUCAUGCAAAUACUAUAAUUAGUUUCAAAGUACCUAUACUUAAAUUAUAUACACAUGUAAAUGUUUACGUACUCAAUUAAAGUUGUGCAUCGAUAAAAUACGAUUAAAUAACAUAUUAAAAACUCAAAAUGAACAAGUAUCAACCCAUUUCAUUCAUCUACUUCGUGAUUCAAUGAUUCAACAUAUUUAACGUAUUUCGACAGACUGCCCGUGCGUACUCGGCGAACAACAUCGAAGACCUCACGGAAGUGCUAAAACACGUCAAGUCCAAAAGGCCGAAUAGUCCAAUUGCUGCAAUAGGAUUCUCAAUGGGAGGGUAAAUUGUCUUUGUGUAUUUCCACAACUUUGAUUGUAGUACACAUUAUAAUAUAUAAAUAAUCGAGACCAAACGUACCAAUGAUAAAUGGUUAUCGCUGAAUAGCCCUAUCGCUGAAUUUGUUUAAAUUACAUUAUAUGUAUAACAUAGGUGGUUAUUUAUAUUACUUAAUCUUGAUUAAUGAUUUGAAAUUUCUUUGUGAUUAUGUCGUAUUUUAGAGAAUUUCAAAGAUUAUAUUUUUCUUCUACAGCAGCAUGACGUAUUGGUGUACAAUCCAUUAGAGGAGAUUUCUAGGCCUGGUUAAUUACUUCUUGAAUUAUAUUUUUAUUUAUUUAUUGUUAUUAGAUAGAUGUAUCAAUGUAUAGUUGUUAAUCAUGUAGUUUAAAAGAACUGGGGGAACAGAAAUGUAAUCCAUAAAUGAAAAAUAAUAUCGUCUAAAUGGUGGUCAUUUUAUCCGUCACUGAUACUACAAUACAUUAUGCACUUACGCCAUUAUAAUAUACGUACUGUAUACUUAUAUAUUUUUCUAACAAUUAAUACAUACUAUAUUUCGAAAUUAAAAAUGACACAUAAGUAAAACUAAUUUAUUUAUCAUGAAUAACAAAUUGUUAGUAUCUUUACAGAUACUCAGAUAUCACUCGAGUAAACUUUAAUAUCGUUAAUCGUUGCUUAUAGCAUAUUGUUGGGAAACUUCUUGAUGUCCAAUGAACAAGCAGACAAAAAAUAUAUAGCAUCAGGCGUACUGAUUUCAUUGCCAUGGAAUGUAACGCAGGCCAGUCAUAACGCAGAAUCCUCUUGGCUAAUGCUACAAAUGAGUGAAAAUCUAUCGUAUCAUUUGCGUAGUGUCAUUGACAAGUGAGUGAUUUUGACUACUGAUAAAUUAAUAUUUAUUCAAGUAGAUAGGUAAGUAUGUAAUUACAAUUCAGAAUAGAAACGUUAAAAAUUCAGUUAAAAUCCUUUAAAUAAUAACUAGUGUCCAAACCAUAAAAAUAUUAAAUUCGAAGAUUAUUUUUAAACUUAUGUUUGGGUAGUAGUUUCUUUAGUUUAGUUACUAAUAUAGACAUGAUUUGUGCCUUCCGGUUGUUUCAUGUACAAUAGGUUUAGACAAUUAUUUUUUCAUCCAAAAAAUAAGAUACUUGUAAAAAAACCGAAUAGUUUUCGUUUUAAAUGGAAAUUGUUAUUAUUAUUUUGUAUUUCAAAUUCUGAAGUAGAAUACCUAUAUUUUUAAAGUUUUAGUUGUGUAAAAAUAAUACAUUUUGAGACAACUAUUUAGGUGCAUCAAGUUGGUACAGGCACAUUAUGCCAGGCUUAUAAAACUUAUAUCGAAAAAUUGCUAGGAAUUUUUGAACAUCAGAGCCGAUCAGAAAAUAUGCUGGUACUAACUUAACCCAGCACCGGACAAUUUAAAUUUUGAUUUACAACGUUUUGGAAGACCAGCAAAUUCUGAAAAUAUCAUAGCAAAAUUUAGCAAAUUCCUAGCAAUUUUUGUGAUAUAAGUUUUAUAGGUCUAAUAUAAUGUACCGGUGCCAACUUGAUGGACAUCAACUAUUUAUUAUUUAUACAUAUGCAUAAUUUGAAAAGUGUGGCAAAUGUGUCAAACUAAGGAAAUAAUUAAACAUCAUAUUUUUAAUAAACUUAUCAUGUACCCAUAUCGUAUUAUUAUACCUAUACACAAUGACACAACUGGAUAAAAAUCUAGGGGGUAAAACGAUUUAUCCAAUAUAAUCAAAACCCUCUCCCCCAUCCGGUUUAAAUAUAUUUUCAUUAUAUAAUAUAUAUAUUGUAUACAAUAUACCUAAUUGUUUGUUUCUAUACAAAUCUUAAAACUCACGUAUUAUGGUUUAGAAACAAAUUGUAGGUAGCAGGUACUAAGUACCCAUAUUGCUAAAUAAUAUUAAAUACUUACCCAUAAAAGUUUAUUAUGGGUAUAUCUAUAAAAAAGGUGUUGUUAGUAGUUUUAAAAAGUAAAUAGUUUAAAUAUUGUUUAUUUAUUUGGUGAAUAUAUUGCAUUCUCUCUUAAUUUCAGGAGAUUCGAAGUUUUGUACUGUUGGGUAAACUAUGUAUUGAAUCAAUAUAAUUUAAUAUUAAAUAAAAUUUAUAUAAUAUUGCUACAGUAGGUAAAAAAAUACGUUAACAAUUAAACAUUAUAAUUGCUAAUUCCCGAUGUUACAAACAUUCCGAUCAUACAAAAUAUUAAUACUGCCGUCCAAAAAAAAAAAAAAAACGUCGUAAAUCGAAAAAAAAAUGAGAUUAUACUAGAGAAACGUGCAAAAUCAUAAUAUUAAACAUAAUAUAGUAUAACCACAUUUUUUUUUCGAUUUAUGGCGGUUUUUUUUAGGACGGCAAAAUACAUAUACAUUUCUAAAUAGUAUAAUGAUUAGCAAUAAUACUUAAAAGUUAAUAAUAACUAAAAGUUUACAACGUAAUAAAAAAUUAUUUUAUAUUUGUAUACAACAAUAAACCAUUACUAACAAUCAACGAGAAGUUCGGUUAUACAUGUUUGAAAUCUGAUUUUAGAUUCUGAGUGAAGCGAAGAAGCUUAUAGUUUUACAAAGAUGUUUAUUUUUUUUUUAUCUGUGCUCAAAUUUUUUACCAGAAGACUUGUUCGGAUUUCUACGUGUAUCACCUUUUCUGAAAGGAAUCGGCGUGGGGAGGUACUUUAAGCAGGUCAUUUUUCGAUUUUCUCAGGAGUUUUCUCAUCAAAUUUGAAAAACCGAAAAAAAAACGUGGUGAAGUACAACAUAAAAAUAAAUUACUUUUAUAUUUCAUAUUGAUAUAAGUACUUAUACCUACUAUAUUAUUUAUAAUUAAUGAAAAUUGUUGAUUGUAUCAUUUUAGGAACAAAGAUGUAAUUUUCAAUCAAAAGAAUAACUAUUCGUUGAAUUACAACCGUAUUAAACAGGUACAAAACCAAAAUGUAAAUUUAUUCUAUGUCCUUUAUAUAUGUAGGUUAUGAUGGUAAUUAUAUUAUACAUCAUAAACAAUGUUUUAUGGUUUAUAAAUAUUAAUCGUCACAAUCUUUAUGAACAAUUAUUUAAAUAAUAUUUCUUAAGAACGUAUAAAUAAUUAAUUUAAGUAAAAUUUAUAAACAUAAAUACAGUAAGUUGUUUUCAUUAAUUUCUACAAAACAAUAACCCUCCCACAGUUUGUUAAAAAAAAAUAUUCAAUGAUAUUACAUGCUAAUUUUUAUCGCCAACAGAUUGAUGAAAAUUAUAAUAUCAACACUUAAUUUAGUGAUUUCAGAUUAAAUUAACUCGCGUGUCUGUAAAAUCUGCACAGUGCGCAUUAUUAAAUUAGCACCCUGCAUACGGGAAAGUUUUGCAUAAAUAUGGCUGGUAGUGCCCAGUACUGUAUCUUAUUGUUUUAAUCAUUAUACAGUUUAGCGAUCUCCCGGCAUGCGACGUUACGAAACCAUCAAUAAAAAUAUUAUUAGCUAUUACUAUUAUGGUCCACCGUAACAUAAUAAUAUAUAAUAAUUAAUAAGAAAUAACAUAUUGGAUACUAUUGAUUUAUGGUUAGACUAGCUGAAUUACCCGGUAUUUCUCCGCAUCAAACCUAUCAACAACAGAAAUUAAUAAAAAAAGAUAUUUAAUUUAACGUGUCUCUCCGUUUCUGAUCUUAUCCCUAUCACAAUUAAUCGUAGUUGUCUACUAAUGUGUCUUUUGAAAAAGGUACUUCCAUUAAGGAAGUAUCCUUUUUAAUUUAUAACUUCAAAAAUGACAUUUUCAUGCAAAAUUGCAUCCCCUAUUUUACCCCAUUGGGAGUGAAAUUUUGAAAAAUCAAUUCUUAGUGGCAUACUUAUAGUAAAACAGGUACUUAUUGUCAAAAUGUCAAGUAUCUAAUCUCAGCGGAUUAAGCUGUGCGUUAAUAGAUCAGUCAGUCAGUCAGUUUCUCCUUUUAUUUUUACAAAUUAUAUUAACCUAUAACUUACAAUAUUAAAAUAAAAAUGUAUAUCCGAUAUCCCUAUGUUUUAUUUUAUGGCUAAGUUUUGGUUUUUGAACGAAUGAGCACAGUAGUAUGCGUAAAAAAUCACUUCUUAUAAUAAUAACAAUUUAUAGUCAUGUUAAAUGCUCGGAACUUUAAUAAUACGCUUCGUGGAUAUUAAUUAUAAAAUAAUUUAUGUAGAUAUGACCAUAAAUUCGAUUCUAAUUUUUCCUCUGAAUUAAAAUUGGCACGUAUGACUCAAAUACUUUGAUUUGAUAAGGUUUAUUUUUAUUUCAAACCAAAUUAUUGUAGUACGCCCAUUUUCUAGAACAAAUCCCAAAUAUGUUGUAAGUCGUAGAACCUAUUCACGCGUUAUUAAUUAUUAUACAUUUAUAACUACUAUUAAUAACUAGUAGUAAAACUACUACUAAUUUACUAUGUGUUAUAUAAAUAUAAAAACACCAAACAAGAACAUGGUGAUAUAAUAUUUUAUUAUCACAAUAAUCUGUAAACGUGAAUAUCUUAUUUAUUGUCUUAUUUAUUUAUGUCUUAUUUAUCUUAAUCUUCAUAGUCAUUAUCGAAAUUGUCUCAUACAAGUGAGAUCAGGUCAAGUCACCUACUACUCAUACGAGUCAUACGUACUCUUAUUUUCACAUCUCCAAAUAUUUCUUUCAAUCUACUCCAUAAUAUGUUCCCAUAAACUCUGCCUUUGGUUAUCACAUAGCUGGCUUAAACAUAUUGCAGAGCAACACAGUUCGACAGUUUGACACGGAGUACACGAUCAAGAUUUUCAACUAUACAGACGUGUAUCAGUAUUACAAGGACGCGACUUUAAAUGGCAAACUGCAGAGGAUCAAGGUGCCGUGUUUGGGACUGAGUGCAGCUGACGACCCUUUUCUGUAUUUCAAAGGUACUUAUUUAGCAUAAGGACUCGGAAUCCACUACCGAUGAAAUCCGGAUUUUUAUUUUCGAAAUUUGAAUAAGCGUUUUUCUUUAGCAAUGGUUUAUUAUUGCAUACAUACAAAUAUUAAUUAAAUAUCUUUAUGUAUCCAAUACGUUCCCAACUUCCCACCUAAAUCAGUGGUGUACCCAUCAGCAGGAUCAACUCUUUUUUUUUUCAUAUUUCUCUUCACCUAUUUUCUUCUUUAUGUGCUCAGCUCUACUCCAACUAAUUUUUCUGAAUCCUGAUUUUACGAUUUUUCAUUUAUUCUUUUAUUUUGUAUUCUAAAAUAUUAUGUUUAUAAUAUUAGUUAUGAUAUUGGUUAUCCGGUUAUUAUGGAUAUAUCGGUUAAUAUACUUGUACUAGCAAUACCUGCAGUACUAGUCCUUAGUAGUAGUAGUACUUUAUUCGAAUUACGGAUAUCGAUGAGUGCAUGCGUAUAUUUUUUUGGAUUUUUUGAUAUUCGAGUAACCUUUCCUCCCUGAAUCCAAAUUAAAUUGAAUAUUUACAAUAUGUAGUAACUCAAAAAAGUAAUUACCAAAUUUUAAAUACAUAAAACAAAUAUUUUCACUUUAUAUGGUAGCACAAAGAAUAAAUAAUUUUUAAAUAUACGCAAAGAUUAAGGAGCCGAUAUAUAAGUGAUAAUAAUUUAGGGAGGUAAAAAUUUCUAGAGGCGAAAAAGAGGUAAUCAGCUUAAUAAUUAUGUCACUACUUUUCUCCUGAUGUUUGAAAGGAUUCAGAGUCGUGAACCUGAGAAUAGUGACGAGAUCAAUAAAUUAGAAAUAUAAUAUUGUUUUAUACCUGCUCGCUGUGUUGGAACACUAGACUAUAUACCUGUAGAUAUCCUCACGUGAUCCUGCAGAAGUCGUUGCACGGUAGUCACAAUUCAAUUAAAAUAUCCUAAGUUAUAAACCUAUAAGUAUUCAACACUUUGAAACUGCGUGCACUUAAAUAACGAACAUUAAUAUUUAAAUUAGGAAAACAAAAGGUUAAAUAAUAAUAAUUUAAUUUUUUUUUUCCUUUUGUUUAAAAAGAAUUAAUAAUAAAGAAAUCAAACACGAGUGAUUAGUUGCUAAAAGUCGGAGCUAUUCGAGAGGGAUUUUCAAAAGGAGUUGGUGCAUACUUGUUAAGUACAAGGUUCUCGACAAAGUGGUCGUCUUGGAAUUUGUCGAGCGGUCAAGACACUCGAGUAUCUGUGAAAAAACCGUUAUAUUUGAUUUUUAUAAUUAUGAGGGUACCUAGUGUAGGAGUGUGACAACAAAAGUGCCAUUAACAGAUGUCUUAUAACUCUAUUUUUAUUUGACUCGUAAUGAAAUAUUUCUAAUGAAAGUAAUAAAUGGGAUAUAGAUUCUUCUCGAACAAUGAGAAAACCGUUAUUAUUUGAGGCCUUCGCGUUGGUGUCGAUAAAAGAUAACUAAUAUUAUAAUUAUAUUUAUUAGAAUAUUGUAUGGAAAUUAUAAUAAUAUUCAAAGUACGACUGUGGUGGCAGCGUGGCAGUGUCCUCGAAGGGUUCAAUCGGAUGUCGUAAAUUUCUUCUAUAUUUGACCCAUUUUUAAAUAUUUUGUUUAUAUAGAAUAUAAUAUGUGUCCCUCUCGAACAGCGAAUGCUCCGUUAUAUUUAUUAAAUUAUUAACUUUUUAAUUAGAGAAUACCAAGUACUCAGCCGCAUUAGAAUCGUUUAGUCACACUGUUAUAAAUAAUAAAUUGUACAUGUUAUGUGCGCAUAACAUUACAAUAUUUAAUUUAUGAUAGUAUUUAGUAGACACACUGUGACAGCUUUAAUAUGCAUUAUAUAACAAAUAAUUGACAAGUUUAUCCGUUUUACGUAGACAUACCCACGGGCGAAGCAGACGAACGCAGCAACGUGGCCAUACUGGUGACUUCGGCCGGGGGUCACGUCGGCUAUCUGGAUACGUUUUGGCCGUUUGUUAUCAAUAAGAACUUUAUGAUGAGACUGGUUCAACAAUAUCUGGACUCAAUCAUGGUCGACAACAAUUAUGACCAAUUUGUCAGCUCUUGAACGCCUAAUGCAGUGGUUGUUACCAAUUCUUCUAUUGCAGCGGUUUAUACAAUAAGUUUUAAUUAUGUACAAUUACAAUUAUAUGUAUUACUUAUUAUACAAAUGGAACGGUCAUUAAAGUUAUCCUAUAAUAUGUAUAUGAUCGAUUUCUUGGCUUGUAUCAGAAACGAAUAUAUAUUCCCCCACAUCAUCGAUAUUACCUAUAUUUUAUACUUUUGACUCUUUCUCCUUUUCUUCUUUUCUAAACUAUUUUGGAUAAAAAAAGCGCAUUAUUAUUAAUGUUCCACCUGACUAAAACUAUCGAAACAUCGUCCAUGUUCUCAUAUUAUAUAGGUAUAUUUUCGAUAGUAAUAACUUAAUUGUUUUCUUGAUUGUCUGUAAUAGCUCCUUCUUCCCUUGAACCGUAUUUUCGAUCAGAUUACCCGUUUAUACGAAUUUAUAUAUUAUUAUUGCUCUAUUCGUUUAUUAUUCUUGC
This is a messenger RNA of Cinara cedri, 18171 nucleotides long. Lineage: Eukaryota; Metazoa; Arthropoda; Insecta; Hemiptera; Aphididae. The record is from the annotation of a GenBank genome assembly.